AUGCAUCGACCGGCCGACCUCACGCCACCUGCGCGUCCCAUGUUCGCGAUGCUGUGCGCCAACAACGUGAACCGCAGCACCGAAGCGCACGACCACUUGCACGCCGCGGGCCUCCGCGUGUGCUCCUUCGGCGCCGGCAAUCGCGUGCGCUUCCCCGGCCCGUCGCGCGACGACCCGCGCAUCUACGAGUUCUCGACGCCCUACGCGACGAUGCACAGAGAGCUCCAGCGCGAGAACGGCGAGCUGUUCACGCGAAACGGAGUGCUCGCGAUGCUCGAGCGCGACAUGCUGACCAAGACAUGUCCCCAGCGGUGGCAGGACCUCAGUGUGAAGGAACUGCAGGCACUGGACGUGGUGCUCUGCUUUGACGACCGCAUCUUUGAGAUCGUGCUGGAAGACCUGCAGCUUCGAGGAGCUGCCGGAGGUCCUGGCGGACCCGGGAACGAGCCCACGACAGUCUGGCGACCGCUCCACGUGCUCUGUCUCGACACAAAAGACACACCCGAGCACGCGAAAACGGGUGGCCAAUUGGCACUGGAGCUCUGCCAAGCGAUUGACGGCCUGAACAGCCUCGACGACGACAUCGUGGAUGUCAUUCUGGACUUUGAGAGUCGAAAAGACGUGCACUUGCUCUACUCACUGAUGCACGUGUAG
This is a messenger RNA of Hyaloperonospora brassicae, 654 nucleotides long. The record is from the annotation of a GenBank genome assembly. NCBI's taxonomy places the organism in Eukaryota, Oomycota, Peronosporomycetes, Peronosporales, Peronosporaceae.